AUCAUCAUCCACCACAAUCCAAAGAUCAUGUCGCCACCAUCGCCCGUCCCAAAAUACAUCUACAAAAUCCUCCCCUCUUCACCGCCUCCUCCCUCACCACUACCUCACAACCUCCCACUCUCAGCCCUCGACGCACGAGACAAUUUCAUCCACCUCAGUACCUCGCACCAAAUUCUCGGCACACUCAACAACUUCUUCACGAACGAGGAUCACGUAUUCAUAUUAAGAGUUGAAUAUACUACCGUAGGGAAGUGGAUCAAAUGGGAGGACUCGAAGGGGAAGAAUCCAGAGGAGAAAGGAGGUUGUUGGGAUGUGAAGGGCGAGAAGGGGGUGUUUCCGCAUAUUUAUGCGAAUGAAGAGGAUGGUGGACUCCGAUUGGGGAGGGAGGAGGUGGAAAGUGUGGGAAAGUGGGCGAGGAAGGGGAGUACAUGGAGUGGAGAGGGGUGGCCGUUUGGGGAGGAUGUUCCUGAAGAGUAGUGAUCUUCGUUCUGUGGAGGGCAUGUCCAACUGCUGGUAUCGUUCAGGUGUUGAUAUAGUAGAGCAUGCUUUCCAAGCUGUCCAAUAAACCAACCAGUCAGCAAUCAGCUAAGUUAUUUUGACAGCUGAUAAGCUUAUCACAUCCAGGGGAAAUAGAACAUUUUGCGGGGCAUUGAUUUACGCUCGUGGAGUAAGCUUCAUGGACACAGCAACGAGUACACUUUACGCGUAUGCAUAAGCCAAUACGGCUGAUAAUCACUGGGAUUUUGAAGAACUACCCACUUUCAGAGUUUUAGGGCCUAAU
Molecule: messenger RNA, 781 nt
Organism: Hyaloscypha bicolor E
Lineage: Eukaryota; Fungi; Ascomycota; Leotiomycetes; Helotiales; Hyaloscyphaceae
Exons: 1
Coding region: 28-477 (149 amino acids)
Source: RefSeq, a predicted model, not a curated record